AUGAAAGGUGCCUUUACUUUCCUCCUCACUAGAAAUCUUUCCAUGAAGCCCAAGGCUCAGAAAAACUUGAGUGAGCCUGUAGAACCAGUGGAGCUUAGUCCAGCUGUUCUGGGGGUGAGAAUAUUGCCCUUGUCCAUCGCUGCAGUGAGGGGGCUGGUGGGCCCUCUGAGCAACCUCAUCCACGCACACGUGGGGGGGUGGUCAGAACCAAGACGAUCACAGCCUCCCAGUUCUGGGGCUCUCCAGACCCCAGAGGACAUAGUUCAUGUUUCUGUGCCGCGAAGGGGUGUCGUGCAGCCCGGUUGGCCUUUCGGGAAGCUCACUGUGGCGGCCGCGGGGAAGCUCACGGCGGCGGCCCUCUGGCUAACCUUAGCGGUCGUUGAGCUCGCAGCCCUCAGCAGCCGUGGGGCCUCCGGCAGGCAGGCCUGGCGAAAAGGUGACUGUUCGGGGCGUUUGUCGUCCACUGGCUGCCCAUGCGGCAGAAUGUCGCUGACACCCAGUGGGGGCCAGGAGGCGGCAGCACGUGUGCAGAAUGCAGCCGCUCUACCCUGGAAUAUCUCAGCACGGGGAGAACUCACCUACCCAAACCUGGCGGCCCCCAGAUCCCUUCUCCUAGCAAGAAUAGAUUCUGUAGCACAACUUUUCAUCAGCUACGGCAUCUACUGUGUGCCAGAAUGGAGAGGAUUGAGGGUACAGAGCCUGCCUACGUCAUCCCCCUUGCCCGUUUCUCUUCCGGCAACCACUCUCCCUUCCACGGCCAUCUGGACAAGCUCUCCACAGAGCCCUCCUGCCUCCCUGACCAGUGGCACUCCCAGCAACUCGGUCUUCCCAGCCACAGCCUCGGCGCCAGCACCUCUGCUCCCCAGGAACAUUUCCACAGAGCCCAGAGAAGAGGAGACGACGAGCAGCCCGGCCUCUCCCCGGGAAGGCACGAACACAGACCCCUCACCAGCCGGCGGUGGGGUGCACGUAACAGCCACACCCUCAGAACACAACUCAAGCACUCCCGAGGAGGCAAGCGCGCCCCCCACAGGGUCCCAGCCCCCCUCGGCGGCCCCCACUGAGUCUCCCACCCUCACCUCCCCUCAGGCUCCAGCCUCAUCACCCCCACGCCUAUCAACCUCACCCCCGGAGGUUUCUUCUGCCUCCUCCGCCAGCACCAGUCACAGCUCUGCUGAGACCAGCACCAAGCCCACAGGAGCCCCAACCCCACCCGAGUCCCCAGCAGAAGAGCACAGUUCUGCCCACACACCCACUUCCCAUGUCACAGCCCAGCCGCUGCCCACGGAGACAACACCCCAAGCCACAGUGCCGGCCAAAGUGACCUGUGUGAUGAUGGACAUGGAGACCACUGCCUCCCCUGGGGUGAGCAUGCAGGAAGUGGAGCAUGCGCUAAGUUCAGGGAGCAUCGCCGCCAUUACAGUGACGGUCAUUGCCGUGGUGUUGUUGGUGUUUGGAGUCGCAGCGUAUCUGAAGAUCAGGCAUUCCUCCUACGGACGGCUUUUGGAUGAUCAUGACUAUGGAUCCUGGGGAAACUACAACAAUCCUCUGUACGACGACUCCUAA
This is a messenger RNA of Odobenus rosmarus divergens (Pacific walrus), 1566 nucleotides long. It is a transcript of the gene PARM1, whose product is annotated as prostate androgen-regulated mucin-like protein 1. Lineage: Eukaryota; Metazoa; Chordata; Mammalia; Carnivora; Odobenidae. The transcript is spliced from 8 exons. Gene Ontology annotation, cellular component: plasma membrane; late endosome; early endosome. Bases 1 to 1566 code for a protein of 521 amino acids. The record is from RefSeq and is a predicted model, not a curated record.